UCGAUGACUCUUAUAGGAGGAGCUGCUCUCAUUCUCAAGUCUUCAACAUUUAAGAGCACUCAAGCGGAGUAUAUACAGGAGAUUAUCCAUUUGAACAGUUGUGAACUCCGAAUCUCGCAUUCGAAUUAAAACCAAAAUGGAUUAUAUCUAACAUGGGUUUUUAAUCUUUAUUCAAACAACUGCACGUCGGCUUUUCUGCGCACAUAUGAUUUUAUCUGGUCUUGAAGAGCAGCGAGGACUGAAUCACGAAGUGAUCAUUUCUAUCCAAAAAUGUUAAGAAAAGUUUUGAAUGAAGCAAGUUGGAACACAUUGGGGACAGUAAUACAGUGUUUUUGGCUAUAAAGUCCGUAUCGAUGCGAAUCUGAGAGGCAAAGAAAGUGUUUUUGUCCAAUGCAGCGGAACAGCAGUCUCGUUUCCAUUUGGCUUCAGCUCGAGCUGUGCGCGAUGGCUGUUCUCCUCACUAAAGGGGAAAUACGGUGUUACUGCGAUGCACCCCACUGUGUGGCCACCGGAUACAUGUGCAAAUCGGAGCUGAAUGCCUGCUUCACCCGCACUUUAGACCCUCAAAGCACUAAAUCUCCUUUAUCUCAUGGAUGCUACGACCCUCUGUUGAACUCUGGCAAAACAUGCCAUCCAGAGUCAACCUAUGAUACCAUUCAUGGUUCUGCCACACUUCAGUGUUGCCAUGAGGAUAUGUGCAAUUACAGAGGCCUGCAAGAUGUCACAUACAGAGGAAGUGAAAUUCAUGACAAACGGCGACAUCAAACCGAAGGCAGCCGUCACGUGAUUGCACGACUACAGGAAAUCCCUUCCUCCAAAGAAGUAUGGUUCCGUGCUGCGGUCAUCACCGUACCCAUUGCUGGCGGCCUCAUCUUGGUCCUCCUCAUCAUGCUGGCCCUGCGCAUGCUUCGCAGCGAAAACCGCAGACUGCGACAACAGCGGCGAGAAAUGCUGUCUCGCCUUCAUUACAGCUUUCACGGCCAACACCUCACCAAGGGUCAUGUGGCCAAAUUGGACUUAGAGUGUAUGGUUCCAGUAGGAGGCCACGAGAACUGCUGCCUGACCUGUGACAAAAUUCAGCAGUCUGACCUUAGCAGCCAAAGACUUCUUUCAUUGGUCAGCUGGGGGAAGUACAGUGGCCGAGGCAAGCUGGAGUUUGUGUGAUGGCUUUAGAAUUUGCUUUCCUUCGUGGGACUUGUUUGAAUAAAAACUUGUUUUGUUUCAAGCCUUCUAAAGGAGGUACUGCAAACAAGAACUCAAAAGAGAAAACUUGAAAGCUCUAACCAUAUGGUUGUUGCUCUAGAAGCACUUUACUUGAAUUAGAGACUUGAGGAGAAGACUGCUUGUAUUAUAGGCUGCGACGAGGAGCGGAUUCGUGCUGGUAUUCUUUAUCACCGAAGGAUUCCAAAAAAUGUAUUUUGGUUUUAUAAUUUGCACUUUUUGUAUAAAGAAACUGUGGUUUAUUUGCUUUAAUAGUAGAGCAAAACCAGUGUGUCAACACCAAAAUUGUAAAAAUUGUAGGCGUACAACAUCUUGUCACUGAAGCAGUACCCUUAAAGGGACAUCUUUAUACCUUAGUUACACCUAAUAGUUUUAAGGAGGUAGCUUAAGGGUGCAUGUUACUAUUCUAAGGUUUUAGGGAAAGAUCCUGGUGACAUUCUGUUGUAUCAGUGAGGUACAAUUUUUGCUAUUAUUUCACAGUGAAUGAUGACUGCUGCUGUGUGAAUGUGUGACUCACUGUUAAAGGGAUAGUUCACCCAAAAUGAAUAUUCUGCCAUUACUCACUCUCAUGGUGUUCUAAACUCAAAUGUAUGGGCUUUCAGCUGUUCAUACAGUAAGUAAUCCAGAUCAAAACUCAAGUAAAUUAAUGAAUGUAUUCUGAAACAUUACGUUCAUUUAGAACAAUGAACAAGCCAAAAAUGUAAGGGUUUUCAUUUACAGAUCAAAUCAUUGUUAAACUUGUUUAUACGAAGACGAAAUCAAAUAAGGUGAUGUGCCAAUAACAUCUAACCUCAUUGGGUUAAAAGUUUUGGACUUUCACUGUACGGACAAAAUCAAAAACAACCAAUACAUACUUUAAAUACUUUUGAGUUUUUCCCUUUUUGAUGAACUGUCCCCUUAACAUUCACCAGUCACCUCUGACCUGCUUGUAGAUUGUGCUCGCUGUAAAGAUUUUUCAAUGUAAAUAUUACAUGUUCAACAAGGAAUCACUUUUGGUAUUCGUAUCUUUACUGUCUCCUGUUCGUUGAGAUCGCACCGUGUGGGUGAAGCUGAACAGCACUAAAAGUACUCAGCGUUGUGUACGAUAUUGACAAGCUCAUUAUACCCAGAGGGAGAAGUCUUGGCUAAUGCUUCAGUAUGUCAACACGUGCACAGUUGCAACCGCUCGACUGAGGAAUUGGAAUCAUUAGCAGCAGUAUAAGGGCAUGGCAGUGUAGUGUGGUAGCUAUUACAAUCAUGUCUUGUUUUACAGUAGCGCUACACGUCUGACUGACUCAAU
This is a messenger RNA of Labeo rohita (rohu), 2500 nucleotides long. It is a transcript of the gene bambib, whose product is annotated as BMP and activin membrane-bound inhibitor homolog (Xenopus laevis) b. Gene Ontology annotation, molecular function: frizzled binding. The transcript is spliced from 3 exons. Bases 391 to 1164 code for a protein of 257 amino acids. Gene Ontology annotation, biological process: positive regulation of canonical Wnt signaling pathway; transforming growth factor beta receptor signaling pathway; negative regulation of transforming growth factor beta receptor signaling pathway. Lineage: Eukaryota; Metazoa; Chordata; Actinopteri; Cypriniformes; Cyprinidae. The record is from RefSeq and is a predicted model, not a curated record.